AUGGCUAUCCAACCAAUCACUGGUAUGCUCCGAAGGGGCCUUGUUCUGGACCUUAGCACCGCCUUUGGUCUUGGAACAACAUCUGGUUAUCUAUGGUGGUACGGGUACCACCUUCCCCGCGUCCGGGCCCGUGACCGCCUCUAUGCUACCUUAGAAGCCGAGCGUGCCAGAGAAGCUGCACUCUAA
This is a messenger RNA of Uncinocarpus reesii 1704, 186 nucleotides long. RefSeq lists its product as uncharacterized. Bases 1 to 186 code for a protein of 61 amino acids. The record is from RefSeq and is a predicted model, not a curated record. The transcript has 4 exons. Gene Ontology annotation, biological process: mitochondrial electron transport, cytochrome c to oxygen. Lineage: Eukaryota; Fungi; Ascomycota; Eurotiomycetes; Onygenales; Onygenaceae.